GUCUCUCUCUCGGUCGUGCACACAUGAACACACGCGGAGAAAGGGAAAAAGAAAAAGUCUAGGAAUAUAAAAAUACAAGGAGAAGAAAAGAAACCAAAUCUCUUUUAUACCUCCAUAGCAAGCAGUAGUAGUAGUCACUGAUGUGCUUUGUUAUUGGUUAGUAUGUACCUGGUCAAAAAAAGAAAAAAGAAAAAAAGAAAAAGAAAAACGCCGCCAGCUAUAUUCCUCCUCUCUUUAUAUUUCGCUCUACCAACAGUUUUUUGGUUUCUCCUCUGCUUCAAGGUACACUCAUAUCUAAAAAGUUGGCUGGGCUGUGUACUACAGCGUGGAAGUUUUGGGGCGGAGCGGUCUGUAUAGUGCUGCAUGGCGCGGAGUAGUAUAGACGAGUGGUAGAGGAGUGCUGUAGUGUGUGUUAGCUCUGGUCUGGCUGCUUUCCCUUUAGCUGGCUCAGUCAUUCCUUGGACGCCGUACCCACAACUGCCGCACGUCUGUUCCCUCCACUUGGCUAGAGCGUCUCUAGAUUUCGUGUGGUGCAAGUUCUUCUUCGUCUUCUUCGUCUUCUUUUCAGUUAUUACUAGACGACUCUUCAGUUGCAAGUUUUGUGUUAACUAGUUGGAGACUCGUCUCAUCUGAUGAACGCUGCUGCCCUGUGUGAUUAUACAAGUUGAAAUAAACCUUGGAAUUUGAGCGUUGCUGAGACGACCCAGAGAAUUUCGAGCCGCUGUCGCCCGCAAGACGAGAGUUCUCCUGAUUAAGUUGCAGGUUAGGAUAUCGCCAAGUAAGCAUGCACCAUUGAGAUGUUGUCCUCCUCAAGAAUGGCCUGUUCUAAAAUUGCGCUCGUGAUGGCCGUGCUGCAGUUGUGUUGCGCCACACGAGUAACAAGACAACAAUUGCCCAGCGAUCAUCAACAUCAUUCCAGAGCCCAGCACUCGGCAGUGCUGCUGAACAAAGGCACUGACAAUCACGACGACGACACGAAACUGCCGGCCGGCUGGAAUGGCCUUCUUCCCAUCCACCCACCGUUGGGUUCCAUUGACAGUGACACACGACCAAUUAGAAGCCGGAGACAAACCGGCACAGCAGUCGGUGGCACCGGCGGCAAUGGCGAGCGGCGAUCAUCACAGCUCCGGGCGACGUCGUCACCACAGGGCUUAUCGCUGCUCGACCUGCCCGUCUUCUCCCGCGGUGACAGACCCAGCUCGAUGGAUAAAACCUUGGGCGCCAUCUUCAGUAAAGUGGCCUUCUCAUCCGCCACCAACCAAUCGGGCGGGUCUGUGGCGUCACCCAACAACAAGAACGGCGAGGCCGAUAAGAUCGACGAGCGGAAUGCGGCAGCUGCUGCUGCUGGACCCCUAGACGGUCAGUCCAUCAAUUCGACAGGGUCCGCCGGCAGCGGCAGCGGCAGCAGCUCGACGACGACGACAGAAGCCUCAACGUCCAGCGAGAGCAAGAGCGUGCCGGCCCAUGGCGCCCAAGGCACAUUGGUUCCCGUCCGAUCCAAUAAGCCCGUCUUCGAGUUCGACACGCGCGUCUUUGAUUUCAUCCCCUACGACCGGACCCCGACUCCGUCCGACCCCAAUCGCCAGUACAACCCCAACGUGCCUGGCCUGAGGGGACCGUCGCGGAUCAACACGGCCCGCAAUCCCGGCAACAACCAGCCCUUCAAUCUGCGACCCACUCUGCCACCUCUGGUCGACCUGAGCGGGCAGACGGGCAAUCGUUUCGUCACCAGCACCAGACAGCAGCAUCACACGACGACCACCACGGUGACGCCCAGCACGACCGUCGACCCCGUCGAGGAGGACGACGCUCUGGAGACGACGACCACAACGGCGACAUCGACGACAACCGUCACGCCACCGUCGACGAGGACGACGACAUCGGCGACGACGACCAGCACCAACGCGCCACCGGCGCCUCCUCCUGCAGUGGUGUCGACCGCCGCUGGACAUCCGUCGACGUCGACACGAGACGUGACCAAUCGGGUGGCGGAAGAAUCAAGCGGCGCUGAUCGCGACGCGGCCUGGAGCAUCCAGGUGUACGGAACGUCGACGCUGUUCGCGUUGCUGGGCAUGUUCGCCCUGUCGAAUCUGCUGCGCCUGAGAUCGUCGACACGUCGGCUGCUCAACACCAGCCAUUGCCUCUCCAUCCAGCUGCUGGUUCUCUUCCUGGCCAUCACCCGCUCCAUCCAUUUGCUCUACGACGCCUACAAUCACAGGAGGCUCUUGCCACCCGCUCUAGCCUUCAGCAUCUUCAACGUGGCCUUUCCGUGUCUCAGUUCCGCCCUGGCCGUCCUCCUUCUCGGAAUCUUCAAAGCCACUAAACUGCAGGUGAUGCCGAGCGUGCUGGUUAAACCGGCACUUUGGGCGGCCCUGGUGGCGUUCCAUUUUGCUCUCAGCCUCAGCAUCGACAUCGUCGUGGGGUCCGUGGGCGGGCUCUUCUCCCUGCACCUGGCCAGCCAAGCCUAUUUCGUCCUCUGGUCGCUGGCCCUGUCGCUCGGCUAUCUGGCCGCUUUCGCUCCGGCCACCAGGGCCGCCGUCAGCCUGCAGACAGAGACCGUGCGCAGCCAUUUGACUGCCCUCCACGUCCACGGCGCCUCCCUGCCCAGAUAUCUGCCCCAUCCGACGCUUCUCAGGGCCGUCCGCGUCACUCUGGCCGCCGCCAUUUUGGCCCUGCUGGUCGCCGCCUUCCAGCUCUACGGCAUGUUCGGCGUUUACGGUUUACCGUGGCGCCAGCAGCCCAAUACGCCGGCCGGCAGCGCCAGCCUCGGCCUCGGCAACAGCGCCGUGCCCGUCGUCCUGACCGCCGAAUUCUUGGCCCGUUACCAAGGACUGCAGCGCGAGCGCAACCUCAACGUCGAUGCUCUGCGCGAGGUGCUGGGCCUUCCGUCCUCCUUGUCCAGCAUGGAACAAGCGGCUGACGAGAAGCGACUCGAUCACUGGCCAGUGGCAACCGAGAACUUUUGGCCAUGGUGGACCUACCAGCUGGUGGCUCGACUCCUCGAGUUCAUCAUGGCCGCCCUCAUUGCCUACGUGGCCGUCCAGCCGCUGCGCUACAAUCAAAGCACGCUGGCCGAGAAACAAGGUGAUGUCAGCGGUCAAUCGUCGACGGCCAAGAAAGGCUCCUUGUGGAUGUUUGCUGGCCGAUCGUUCAAGAACGGCUCAAUCGAGACGCUGUCAACGCUCUGUUGCCACAGCAACAGAAGUGCCAUGGCUCGUAACGGAGCUGGAAAUGGGGAAACGGCCGCUGGAGGUGUCAUGACCGACCUGUCGCCAAUUAAAUCAGUCACCUCCGACGAAUCUCCGUACCCACCGGCCAAUUUGAGGAAUUACUGCUACUCCAAUCCGACCUCAUCUCACCAACACCAGCACCUUCACCUUCAUCAGGUCCAGCAACAAAUGGAACGAUCGUCGAUUCCGCCCAACCAUUCGGCCACUUCCUCGGCUUCUUCGUCGGCUUUCACGACUCUCUACGAUUCGAAACGAUCGUCGUCACAGCAGCACCAGAGGCCGCGAUGCUCCAUCGCCAUGUCGCAUCCGCAGGUCUCCUCAGUUUUGGUCAACGACAGCGGAUUUAUUCGCUUUCGUGACGGCAUCGCCUCCGAUUCGACGGACCAGAUGGAACAACCCUACGAGGAAGUGGACCGACAGGUGCGAGGUGCCGCUGCCGCCGGAGACCCGCACCACUCGCACCAACAUAUCUAUCAGGAGCUCGGCUACAAGGCCCCGUCGAUGACGUAUUACUCGACCGCUUCGUCGAUGACUUCUUCCUCCAACACCAACAAAGGGACGGCCACAACGCCGUCCGUCUGUACAUACGAACAUCUUUGCCGCCGUGGUCUGGCCGGCUACUACGAACCGCAGUUGUACGAGAUGCAACUGCCCAAUAACGCCCAGUUACUGAGUCUGCUGGCCAAGGAAAGCUGCCAGGUGUUUCAGACGUGCAACAUUUACGGCGGAUCACUAGCUGGACAGCAUCCACCUAUCCCCGCCCAGCAUUUGUUGCGACACCAGCAUUGCCAGCACUGUCAGCACUGCAAUUGCAGCAGCUCCAGUCAGCAUCUGGCCAGUGGCGUUGACACCCAUGACGAAUCCCCGGCCGCUUCUCUGUGCGGCCAGAAAUCGUCCAAUUACGAAUCGUAUGGACCCAAACCUGAAGGGCAGAGCCCUGCCAAUCAGUCGGACGUCCUUCAGGUGAUCAAUCCCCCAGACAUGAGAAAUAUUCCAAUUUUCUUGUAAAGAAAACGUACAGCGACCGAACGGAAAGAGCCAGUCAGAACCAACAAACGAAUAUGUACCCAGACUCAACACGACCCACUUUCUCUCAAUAUUGAAUUCAUGAUAUUUCUAUAUUCAAAAUCAUUCUCUUCGUAUGCCUAGCUACAAAAGUUUAGCCCAACCGUCUUCCAUCUACUAUUCUUUAUUCGCAUUUGGACCUCGAAAGCAGAUACAAGUUCGUCGCUACGAUGUGCUUACAAAUUCAAUGCGGUUUAUUUGCAUAUCUGAAAGGAAAAAAUGAAUAAACACCCCCAGAAUGGCCUACUAGACGUUGGGAUGGCAGCUUCCAGAUGAUAACGGAUGAAGAACACAAGAAAAAGCUCAAGACAACUCAAACUCAAGACAACUCUUAUCUACGGCCGCAUCGGCUUGGCUUCGGUGUUGGGAAUUCAAGAAUGCAUUCAAGCUGGAACGUGAACGGAAUGAAACUAGGCUCAUCAGCCAAAUCUAGGUGGGAAUCGACAGCAAGAAAGGAGGGCACCAAUCAAUCAGCACCUCAGCGCAUCUCCUCCACGCCAACCGCCGUCCAGGAUUUACCGAGCGUGCCGAUACGAUUUCAACGAAUCCUCGUCAUGUGUCCGCCUCAUGACAAAAACCCCGAACCACAAUCGGCCGAUCCCAUUAGGAUGUCUGUACCAGCAGUGAUGAACACACGGUUCAGCCCCGAAUCCGUCCAUCGCUUACUUGCUCCGUCCAUCACACUAUCCAGCUGUAGUACGCUACUCCGGCUAUUAUAGAAAGGAUCAAAUAGGACACACCCUACGAGUACAGGCCCUCCUUUACCUUUCGCGCUCCUUGAAACGAGUUUCACCGAGUGGUGCUACAUUACGGCGGUGGUGCUUCUUCUUCCCAGCCACAAGUUUAAUCACCUGGUCAACAGUAAACAGAAGGAUCGCAACUCACCGUCCAGCAUGCCUUUGUGAUCUUUGACAAACCCAUGCAUCCAUUCCACACUUCAACAAGUCGGGAAUAAUGGCGAUAUCGACGAGCGAUAUUCAUAUGGUAGCUCAUCUCCGAGCCACGUUUACUGGAAUUAUAAUCAAGAGUCCAUCAUUGCUUCUCCAGUAUAGAAGCAAUCCUGAUGUUUACGACUGCAGCUACACAACAGCAUUGGCCGACCGACCCUCUCCAGAAGUCGAAGAUUUGAUACAAACCCAUUCAAGUUCUGAUGACGGUGUAUCGUACGAAUCGAGUAAUUUGACAACAUCUGUUCAUCUCCUUAAACCAGCAGCUGGAAUGCGGAGAAAGCACUCGAGAGUUGGACCAGUGAAGCCUGAAGAAUAGAAAUUCGAAUACUAAGGUGGAAAAGCUCUCUCUGAAUAUACGCGAAGAUUGAAAUGAACUCAGUUAUGAUUUUGUUGGUUCUCAUAUAAUAACACCCCGCUUGAUUUAAGAAAAUCAAUACCCGUAUGGAUUACGCUGUUCGAAUUAUGUACGUAAAGAAAAUAUUAUUGUUAUUUACUGUUGUAUAAAGGCAAACGUUGCUGAUCCGUCGGAACACUUUGACAUGUAUUGCGCGUCAUAUUGUUCAUGUUCAUACGUCUAAAUUCGCAAUUCAUUUUGUUUUCAUGUGACUCAUCAAUAAUUGUUCUCUUUGUUUCUUCAUUUAUUUUCCAUUUUUCCUAUCAUUUGGCUCCUGUCAUGUGGAGCAAUGUUGUGUUCCCAUCCCUAGUCUGUCGAGUGUAAUGUUUUAUGGGGCAAAUUAUCAAUCGCGACAUUCCAAUAAAUAGUUCUUUUAUUAGUAACUCAUAUGUUUGACAAUUCGGUGUAAAUAUUACUGUAUCUAAUUAUUCAUUCUGUAACGUGCAGCCAUGCUUGGAAGAUGAAUAGGAUUACAAGUAUAAACCAUU
Messenger RNA from Daphnia pulicaria, 6127 nucleotides. RefSeq lists its product as uncharacterized. Gene Ontology annotation, molecular function: nicotinate-nucleotide-dimethylbenzimidazole phosphoribosyltransferase activity. Lineage: Eukaryota; Metazoa; Arthropoda; Branchiopoda; Diplostraca; Daphniidae. The record is from RefSeq and is a predicted model, not a curated record. The transcript is spliced from 4 exons. Bases 798 to 4238 code for a protein of 1146 amino acids.